AUGGUCAACCCCACCGUGUUCUUCGACAUCACCGUCAAUGGCGAGCUCUUGGGCCGCGUCUCCUUUGAGCUGUUUGCAGACAAAGUUCCAAAGACAGCAGAAAACUUUCGUGCUCUGAGCACUGGAGAGGAAAGAUUUGGUUAUAAGGGGUCAUGCUUUCACAGAAUUAUUCCAGGAUUCAUGUGCCAGGGUGGUGACUUCACACGCCAUAAUGGCACUGGUCGCAAGUCCAUCUAUGGGGAGAAAUUUGGGGAUGAGAACUUCAUCCUGAAGCAUACAGGUCCUGGGAUCUUGUCUAUGGCACAUGCUGGUCCAAACACAAACGGUUCCCAAUUUUUCAUCUGCACUGCCAAGACUGAAUGGUUGGAUGGUAAGCAUGUGGUAUUUGGGAAAGUGAAAGAAGGUAUGAACAUUGUUGAAGAAAUGGAACGCCUUGGGUCUAGGAACGGCAAGACGAGCAAGAUGGUCACCAUCGCUGAGUGUGGACAGCUCUAAUACAGUUGAUUGUUCCAUCUUAACCACCAAACCAUUCCUUCUGUCGCUCAGGAGAGCACCCC
This is a messenger RNA of Jaculus jaculus (lesser Egyptian jerboa), 557 nucleotides long. Its product is annotated as peptidyl-prolyl cis-trans isomerase A-like. The record is from RefSeq and is a predicted model, not a curated record. Gene Ontology annotation, biological process: protein folding; protein peptidyl-prolyl isomerization. The transcript has a single exon. Gene Ontology annotation, molecular function: peptidyl-prolyl cis-trans isomerase activity. NCBI's taxonomy places the organism in Eukaryota, Metazoa, Chordata, Mammalia, Rodentia, Dipodidae. The coding region runs from base 1 to 495 and encodes 164 amino acids.